Messenger RNA from Anneissia japonica, 1395 nucleotides. Its product is annotated as semaphorin-1A-like. The transcript has 2 exons. The record is from RefSeq and is a predicted model, not a curated record. Gene Ontology annotation, biological process: semaphorin-plexin signaling pathway; negative regulation of axon extension involved in axon guidance; negative chemotaxis. The coding region runs from base 1 to 1395 and encodes 464 amino acids. Gene Ontology annotation, molecular function: chemorepellent activity; semaphorin receptor binding. NCBI's taxonomy places the organism in Eukaryota, Metazoa, Echinodermata, Crinoidea, Comatulida, Comatulidae.
AUGCGAGUGGUGAAUGAGUGGCGAACCUUGUUCGUUGGCGCGAACAACUCGGCGUUCGUGUUCGAUCUCGAUCGAACUCUAGAAUCCUCGACGGCUACGAAGUUAGACUGGAUGCCGGACUCGGUCGCCAAAAAGAAGUGCAGACUGAAAGGGAAGGCAGAACACGACUGCCAGAACUACGUGAAAUUCGUAACUCCGGAUUUAACGAACGGUCGAGUGUUGAUCUGCGGAACCAACGCUCAGAAACCGAAGUGCAUUUAUGCCGAGAUGUCGAACUUGGAGAGUGGUUGGAGGAGAAUGAACGCGACGGACGGUCUGUACAAUUGUCCGUUCGCCGUCGACCAAAAAGUAACGUCCGUCUUCGCGGAGGGUAGCCUAGGGAAGAGAAGUGUUUUUCUUCUUCCGAGAAGUUUCCGUAUAAAACUGCGAGAAGAUUUACCGUUCGCGAAUCGCCCGCGUUUGCACCGACGCCAAGGGAGGCAGAACGAUACUGGACUCCAGCUGGACGACUUUUCUGAAGGCGCGACUCGACUGUUCGUUCAGAGGGGAAUUCCGUUUCGCUUCAACUACCUGCUGGACGUCGUGCGGACCGUCCGCGGGGGAAAGGUCUUCUACUACGCAGUUUUCACGACGGGGGAACACGAAAUACCCGCCUCGGCCAUCUGCCGUUUCGGCCUCGACGACAUAAGGGACAACUUCGAAAGAGGUCCGUUCUUCCGACUGACGGCGCCUUGGGGACGCAUCCCGGACGAGGACGUUCCGGACAACAGACGAAGAUCGUACGAAGAUCUAAACUUCGUGAAAUCCCACCCGUCGCUGUACGAACCGGUCGGAAGUGGGGACACGCUCUUUACGCUCGUUCGACAAAACUACAGGUUGAAGACGUUGACCGUGACUGAGACCGGUAACCGUACGGUCGUUUUCGUCGGAACGGACGACGGUCGAGUCUUGAAAUUGGUGAUGUCGGAAAAUCGGGCCGUCCUUCUGUACGUCAUGCGCGCGACGGAGCAACCGAUCACGAACGCCGGGUUGCACGGGAAAUUUUUGUACGUAACCUCUACCGAUAGACUUUACGAAAUCCCUCUUCAACGGCAUUGCCGACUCCUGAACGAUCGCACCCACAAGCAAGAUCCGCAUUGCAGUUUGAUGUCGACGAACGCCGGCGUCGAGUUGGAACCAAGACCGUCGGAGCACGUGCAGACAGUGGAAAAGACGAAGGAGGACGUCGAGUUUGAACCAAGACCUUUGGAGCACGUGCCGAACGCCGAAUUCGAGUUUGACCGAAGGCGUUCGGAGCACUUGCCGAUCGUGCAGGCGAAGAACGCCUAUCUGGACUCGCCGUCGACGGAUCACAUCAGUCUCGUCGCACUCGCGGCAAUAGGGUGGACAUUUUGA